UGAUGAUGAUGAUGAUGAUGAUGAUUAUGAUGAUGAUGAUGGUUAUUAUUAUUAUUAUUAUUAUUAUUAUUAUUAUUAUUAUUAUUAUUAUUAUUAUAACAGGGGCAGGUGGCAGAACCUUUAGUGUCAUAGCCUCCUAACGUUUUUGUACAUUUUUGUAAAAAAACAAAAACAAAAACAAAAAACCCCUCUUUUUUAAAAAAUGUUUGGGGGUUAUGACACUAAAGGAUACACACACAGCGCUGUGUGUGUGUGUGUGUGUGUGUGUGUGUAUCCAAGGUGCUAUAUGUAGUACAUGGAAAGCAUUAUUAUUUAUUAUUAUUGAUUGUAUAUUAGUAUUGUUACUGUUGUUUUUGUUAUUAAUACUACUACUACUACUAACAACAACAACAACAAUAAUAAUAACAAUAACAACAACAACAACAACAAUAAUAAUAAUAAUAAUAAUAAUAAUAAUAAUAAUAAUAAUGUGUCUGUUUCUACCACUCAAGGUCGCUGUUAAGAAAAACGAAAGAAAAUGAAAAGUCACCCUUUUUUAAUCAAGUGUAGAUUGUUUUUAAUAAAAUCGGAACAGUUUCUCAGCAGUUUAGAGAAAUGAUAAUGAGCAUAAAGUUUAAGCAAAACAUUUUCAGAAGUAAGGUGAUCAAAAGCUUUGGCUGAUCGGCAGAUAACGUGAGAUUAAAAAACCUGAAGACAGAUAUUAAGUCAUAAACAGUAAUACUAUAGUAUAAUGUAUACUUGACUGUACUAUACUGUAAUUAUAUAGAACUGGAUAUUAAAUGGAAAUUAUAACGUUUUACACCACACCACUGUUGCAUUCUCGAUUCUGAUUGGUCAGAAGGUGUUGAUUCAUUUUCUUUAACAGCGGCCCUGACAGUAAUGCAGGUUUAUAUUAAUGCGCUCGUUCUAAUACGUUAUCGUUCCUAUAGUAACAGCUCAUUCACAGGGACGUGUACGGCGGACGCGUCACGUCAGUCGAUUUAAAACGUAUUAAUCACUGAUACGAGCGAGUUUUUUAUUCUGUAAGGAGAUGUUUAUUUUGAUUCAUGGAAGGAGUCUCCAGUGUCAGUGCUUUGUAACAGUCGGAGCUACGCAGGCUACUGUCCACAGCUGAAAUUUCACAUGGGGAUGCCGUACAGUCCGCUCACGGCUCAACUCCUGACCUCUCCGGAGAUUUCACACUCUCCGAGAAUGGUGUUGAGUUCAGGACUGUCACCUUCCACAGAAAGGGACACUGGGACGAGGGAGGAGGUCCGGACGAGAGGGACAGGACACGGCAAGACGGUGCAGAGAAUGAUACCGGGCUACACAGGUUUCAUCCCGAGAAGUCAGAACUAUUUCUCAAAGUCGUACACAGACACGUGUCGAGAAGCACUUAGCGAGUUUGAUUCGGAUCAGAAAAGGAGAAUUCGGCCAGCUACAGCUGACGGGCUACCUGCAGAAUUUCCAGACAUCAAGCGACGGGCACUGAACACUCCUUUGGUGGUUAUCUCUAAAGAACCGUUUUCCUAUAAAUCCAUGGACUGCUGGAAGCCCCUCGGCUCUCCAUAUUCAAUGGAAGACGACAACCCACACAAGUACUUCAUUUCAGGUUUUACUGGCUACGUCCCCAAAGCCAGGUUCCUGAUAGGUUCCAGCUAUCCCAAAACCACCAACAAGGCGCUGAUCCAGCUUGGCAAGCAGAUGAAGGCGAGUCACAGUGCGCACGGCCUGACGACAGAAAGCGCUGACAAUCUGGUCUCAUUGCCCAGCAUCUACCCCACACAGCAAGGUCUGCUGCCCCGCUACACCGGACACGUGCCAGGAUACAAAUUUCGAUACGGACAGACGUUCGGGCAGCUCACCAGCAACUCGCUAGAGCUGAGCGGCACACGCAGGAAGAUCGACAUCGAGGAAUGAAUCAUGGAGCUUUAGAUGGACCCCAGCAGCUAGUACGAUCACUGGCACUCAGGAAAAAUAUCACAAGAAUCACAAAUAUAAGCGGGAUUAAAGGAAAAUGGAACAUGGA
Molecule: messenger RNA, 2008 nt
Organism: Ictalurus furcatus (blue catfish)
Lineage: Eukaryota; Metazoa; Chordata; Actinopteri; Siluriformes; Ictaluridae
Gene: cimip2b
Product: family with sequence similarity 166 member B
Exons: 6
Coding region: 1123-1899 (258 amino acids)
Source: RefSeq, a predicted model, not a curated record